Cololabis saira (Pacific saury) is the source of this 2372-nucleotide messenger RNA. It is a transcript of the gene sh3bp5b, whose product is annotated as SH3-domain binding protein 5b (BTK-associated). Gene Ontology annotation, cellular component: cytoplasm. Gene Ontology annotation, molecular function: protein kinase inhibitor activity. The coding region runs from base 240 to 1670 and encodes 476 amino acids. The transcript has 9 exons. The record is from RefSeq and is a predicted model, not a curated record. Lineage: Eukaryota; Metazoa; Chordata; Actinopteri; Beloniformes; Belonidae. Gene Ontology annotation, biological process: negative regulation of protein tyrosine kinase activity; intracellular signal transduction.
CUCCGCCAGCUGAUUUCAGACGCUCAUUCAGGGCGGUGGACGAGCAGAGUCAGGGCGGACGGUCCCUCCUCACCAUGUUCCUCUAUGAAAACCCCAUCUUUUAAGCAAAUGCCUCAGGUUUGAGAGCAGACGUGCGGGUUUUGACUCCAUCUCUCGGCGACAGGAGGAGACAGAUGAGUGCGCGUCUGCCGUGAAGCUGCGUCUUUGUUCGGCUGUGGUUUGUGUCCUGCAGCAGCAGCAUGGAGCUGCAGAACGAGCUGCAAAAGGAGCCUCGAUCCGAGGACGAGGCUGACUACGAGGACGAGGAGGUGGACCCCAGAAUACAGGGCGAGCUGGAGAAACUGAACCAGGCCAGCGACGACAUCAACAGAUGCGAGACAGAGCUAGAGGAUGCGAGGCAGAAGUUCCGCUCGGUGUUGGUGGAGGCCACGGUGAAGCUGGACGAACUGGUCAAGAAGAUCGGCAAAGCUGUGGAUGAAUCCAAGCCGUACUGGGAGGCUCGCAGGUUGGCCAGACAGGCCCAGCUGGAGGCCCAGAGAUCCACCCAGGACUUCCAGAGAGCCAGCGAGGUUCUCCGAGCAGCCAAGGAGACCAUCUCCCUGGCCGAGCAGCGGCUCCUGGAGGAGGACAACCGGCAGUUCGACUCCGCCUGGCAGGAGAUGCUGAACCACGCCACGCAGAGGGUGAUGGAAGCGGAACACACCAAGACGAGAAGUGAGCUGUUGCAUAAGGAGACGGCGGCCAAAUACACAGCAGCCACGGGCCGCAUGAAGCAGCUGGAGAAGAAGCUGAAACGAACCAUCAGCAAGUCCAAGCCUUACUUUGAGAUGAAGGCCAAGUACUACCUGCAGCUUGAGAACCUGAAGAAGAACGUGGAUGAGCGGCAGGCCAAGCUAACCCGGGCAAAAAACGAGUACAAAACGGCUCUGAGAAACCUGGAGAUGAUUUCUGACGAGAUCCACGAGCGCCGGCGGAGCUCCGUCAUGGGCCCCAGAGGCGCUGGAGUCGGCGCCGAGGGCGACAGCGUUUCUGGGGACGACAUCUCCAACUUUAAGAUGGAGUCGGAUGGAAUAUCAAUGGCGUCGGUGUGUUUCGACGACGAGCCGUGUGGGGGAGGCAGCGUCAUGUCAGAAGAAGACUCUGAGACUCGCUCCACCUGUAGCCUCGGUUCAUCCCCAUCACCCAGCAGCCCGCAGGAGCUCCUGUCGCCCAGCCCGUUCGCCAGCUCCUCCUCUUCCUCCGGUUCCUCCUCCGGCAUGUCGUCUUCUGAUUCCCCGUCGCCCACACCCUCCUCCUCCUCCUCCACGUCCUCCCCGGCUCUGCUGUCCCGGCCCUGCAGUCUGGACCUUCCCAGCACCGUGUCGCUGUCGGACUUCGGCCUGAUCUCGCCGGUGCUCGGGCCUCGCAGCCAGUGCAGCGGCGCGUCGUCGCCCGAGUGCGACCUGGAGAGAGGUGACCGAGCUGAAGGUGCAGAGGGGGAACUUGACAACGCUCCGUCUGGAAACAACAACAACAUCUCUGCUUCCAGCAGCAAGAGGAGCUUCAGCCUGGAGGCUCGGUUCAGCUUCCUGAACCUGCGCCGCCCGCGGCUCAACGGCACCAAAGCGGCGGACAGCAGCUCUCAGAAGACGGAGCCGGGGCAGACUGUGGUCCUGCUCAAAGGAGUCUGAGGACGGGGAAAAAAAAGGAAUUGGUCAGAGGGACUGUGACUCGGAUCAAAAACUGAAACUUAUGAGGCAUUUAUAAGCUGCCUGCCGUACUGCACACCGCCCCCCGUCCCCCCCACACACCCCCAACAUCCAAAUGGACUUUAAAGCCUUUGGUGUACAUUAAGUUUCCUGUUCAUCGCAGCAGCAGCAGCAGCAGCAGCGUCACUCCCUUCUCCCUUACUGCACCUCCGGACCGUCACACCAGAGAAAUGAAGAGCACUGUUGUAUUAAAAUGUGUUGGUCACAGUUUAUGAAAGUGUGGAAGGAGGGAAAAAAAAGAAAAAGUUGUAUUUAUUUAGUUUUUCCUCCACUAGAAACCGGAAAGGGUUGUCUAAAAAACAGUAUGCACUAGCUGCCUGCCGCCAACCUCUGAAUAUCUGAACUGAUCCAAAUGUACAAGUUAUUACAGUUAAAUGCCACAUACAUGUAGCACGCUGUAAGCCAUGCAGGGUUGAUGUUCUGCCUAGUUAAAUAUCCAAAAAAAGGAAAGCCACACAGUGGAGAAAAGAAACUGGAAUUUUAGUCUUUUGCUCUGUACUUGUGUAUUUGAUAUAACAAUGCUGUAUUUUCGACAUGUCCGUGUGUUCCAGUUUAGGAUUCAAAUAUUAAAGUUUUAUGUAACAAAGUACAAUUUAGUAAAGUAUAAUUAAAGCUUUAACUCUU